Molecule: messenger RNA, 2243 nt
Organism: Pelodiscus sinensis (Chinese soft-shelled turtle)
Lineage: Eukaryota; Metazoa; Chordata; Testudines; Trionychidae
Gene: MYADM
Product: myeloid associated differentiation marker
Cellular component (GO): membrane
Source: RefSeq, a predicted model, not a curated record
GGGCUCCCUUUGCCCCUCCCUUCUGGCCCCCAGCCCAGCUGUACCCAGGAGAGGAAGGGAGCCACUCUGAGACAGAAAACCCCUGGGUGACUCCACCAUGCCAGUCCAGCGCGUCAAAUCCGUGGGCAACACGCAGGCCCUCACCUCGCAGGUGGGCAUCAUCCGCCUGCUGGAGCUGCUCUUCGCCUGUGUCACCUUCAGCCUGGUGGUGCACCGGGGGGGCUGGGAUGGCCGCAAUGGCGACUGGUGCAUGUUCUGCUGGUGCUUCUGCUUCGCCGUGACGCUGCUGGUGCUGGUGGUGGAGUUCGCUGGCCUCCAGCACCGCAUACCCGUCUCCUGGAGGAAUUUCCCCAUCACCUUCGCCAUGUACGCCAGCCUCAUGUGCCUCUCGGCCUCCGUCAUCUACCCCGUCACCUACAUCCAGAACAGUGGUGUCCGCGGGCAGGUGAAGGACUACCACAUCGCCGCCACGGUCUUCUCCUGCCUCACCUGCCUGGCCUACAUGGCGGAGGUCACCCUAACCCGGGCCAAGCCAGGCGAGGUGACUGGCUACAUGGCCACCACACCCGGGCUGCUGAAGGUGGUGGAGACCUUUGUGGCCUGCAUCAUCUUCGUCUUCAUCAGCGACCCGGUUUCCUACGACCGCCAGGAGGCGCUGAAGUGGUGCCUGGCCGUCUACUGCAUCUGCUUCAUCCUCUCGCUGGUGGUCAUCGUGCUGUGCAUCGGGGAGUGCACCGGCUGGCUGCCCUGCGCCUUCAACAAGUUCUUGAGCGGCUACACGCUGCUGGCCGUGCUCAUGUACGCCACGGCCACCAUCAUCUGGCCCAUCUACAAGUUCGACCGCAAACAAGGUGGCCAACCCAACCGGCCCAGCUACUGCCAAAAUCAGAGCUUCUGCGACUGGGAUAAGCUAGUGGCCAUCGCCGUGCUGACGGCCAUCAACCUGCUGGUCUACCUAGCUGACCUGGUGUACUCCGCCCGGCUCAUCUUCAUCCAGGCCUAGCCAGGACACCAUGCCGGGGGCUGCUGGGCCAGCUGAGGGCUGGGCAGGGGUGGUCUCCAGAUCUCCUCCUGUUUCUUGUCCUUUCUUUCUCUUGCUUUCUUAUUUAUUCUGUCCUCUUUUCUUUCAUUUCCUCUCAUUCAAUUGUUCUUUUACUUUCUUUCCUGUCACAUUCAUUCAUUUUCUUUCUCUCUCUCUUUCAUUCCCAUUUAUUCCGUCUUUUAGCUCUUUCUCUUACUUUCUUUCGCUUGUUCUUUUGUUCUUUUCCCGUCAUUUAUUUUCUCUUUUAUUCUUUUUCCUUCUGUUCUCUCCUCUGUACUCCUGCCUAGCGCUCCGUCCAGGUGUACCACCCCCUCCUAAUAACAGUAUUAUCCUUUGUGACUUAGCCUGGCCCUGUAAAAAGCCCGUUGCUUCCCCUCCAUGGUGGCCAACCAACCAUUCUGUAUCUUUUAUCCAGCAGGUGGCAUGGCCAAUGAAAAAUCGAUGGCCUGAUUAGCAGGGACCCAGAGAUCACUGGAGUCUUUAAACCUUGCAUCUCCAAUCUGGGAGAAGAAAUGAGGGGGGAAAGAGGUGACAACUUCCCUUUAAUGGAAAUAUUUGUCUGGCUGUUGAAAACGCUUGCCUACCAAGUGUCUUAAAGGUAAUGUGUGCACUCUGGCACCUUCCUGACAAAAAGCCACCAGUGGUUAAACAGCACGCUGCCUUUAAUUAAAAUAUUUUUAGGAGGUCAGAAAUGUUCACCUGCUGGAAUCUUAAAGGAAAUGUGCAAGACCUGGCCAUGCUGAAAAGCACCCAGCCAUGCAUACAAAUAUUGGUCUGGAGAUCGACAGUCCUGGCCUGUUGGAGUCUGACAGGGUAAAUCAGGGAAUCAGCCCUAUAGCUGGAAAUAAUAAUAAUACCCCCAUUUGCUUGGUUCUUGAAUAUUUAUCCAGGGCUUUUCAAUGGUCUUGGCGGCAGCCGUUAUUUAAAGGCGAUGUCGCCGGACCCUGCGUACCGUGCCUCACAGUGCUAGAAUUUAGCUGGCUGCUUAAAUCUGUCCAGUCUCAAUCUUUGUAUCAUUCAUCUGAUUUUUUUAUACAUAUAUUUUUUACACUGGUAUAAGCGCAGACAAAACGUAUUAUGGUCCUUGUGGCAAGUGUUUGUUUCAUGAUUGACUUAGCAAAUUAUAGGGGGAAUGGCAUACCUUUAAAUAGAGGGAGAGAGAAAAUGGGAACGGAACAAUAAAUGACUGAAAGGUACUUUC